Messenger RNA from Pristis pectinata (smalltooth sawfish), 1917 nucleotides. RefSeq names its product ATPase H+ transporting V1 subunit H (gene atp6v1h). The transcript has 14 exons. Gene Ontology annotation, biological process: proton transmembrane transport. Lineage: Eukaryota; Metazoa; Chordata; Chondrichthyes; Rhinopristiformes; Pristidae. The coding region runs from base 83 to 1516 and encodes 477 amino acids. Gene Ontology annotation, cellular component: lysosomal membrane; vacuolar proton-transporting V-type ATPase, V1 domain. The record is from RefSeq and is a predicted model, not a curated record. Gene Ontology annotation, molecular function: proton-transporting ATPase activity, rotational mechanism.
ACAGCGCGUGUGUUCGGAGUGUUCCACAGUGACGCGGCCGCACCGGUUCCGAGGCAACUUCAGUAAUCGGUAGCUGAAGAAAAUGGACAUCAGAGGUGCUGUAGAUGCUGCAGUUCCUACUAACAUUAUUGCGGCAAAAGCUGCUGAGUUCGAGCAAAAUAAGGUUAACUGGCAGUCUUACCUUCAAGGCCAGAUGAUUUCCAGUGAAGAUUGUGAGUUCAUUAAAAAGUUUGAAGCUGCUCGUACAGAAGAUAAACAGCGGAUUUUGGAUAAUGAGGGUCACCAGUGUGCCAAAACCUUUUUGAAUUUAAUGACCCACAUUUCCAAGGAGCAAACUGUGCAGUACAUUCUGACAAUGAUUGAUGACAUGUUGCAGGAAAACCACCAGCGAGUCAACAUUUUUUUUGAUUAUGCCAAAAAAACUAAGAACACUGCCUGGUCCUAUUUCUUACCAAUGUUAAAUCGACAGGAUCUAUUUACUGUUCAUAUGGCAGCAAGAAUCAUAGCAAAGCUGGCUGCUUGGGGCCGUGAAUUGAUGGAAGGAAGUGAUCUGAACUAUUAUUUCAAUUGGAUUAAAACUCAACUGAGUUCCCAGAAGUUGCGUGCUGUAGGGUCUGAAGCAGGAACUGUUUCUCCCAGUGAGAGUUCACAGUAUGUGCAAUGUGUGGCAGGUUGUCUACAGCUGAUGCUAAGAGUUAACGAAUACCGUUUUGCCUGGGUAGAAGCUGAUGGGGUGAACUGCAUUAUAGCUGUUAUAAACAAUAAAUGUGGCUUCCAGUUACAGUAUCAGAUGAUCUUCUCCUUCUGGUUAUUGGCCUUUAGUCCACAAUUAUGUGAACAUCUGCGCAGACUGAAUAUUGUCCCAGCUUUAUCCGAUAUUCUUCAGGAAUCUGUGAAAGAGAAAGUAACCAGGAUCAUCCUGGCAACAUUUAGGAAUCUUCUGGAAAAAUCUGCAGAAAGAGAAACACAUCAGGAAUAUGCACUUGCAAUGAUUCAGUGCAAAGUCCUUAAACAGCUGGAGAACCUUGAGCAGCAGAAAUACGAUGAUGAAGACAUUGCUGAUGACAUCAAAUUUCUUUUGGAAAAGCUUGGAGAAAGUGUCCAAGAUCUUAGCUCCUUUGAUGAAUAUAGCUCUGAACUGAAGUCAGGACGUCUGGAGUGGAGCCCUGUUCACAAAUCAGAAAAAUUCUGGCGAGAAAAUGCUGCAAGAUUGAAUGAGAAAAAUUAUGAAUUGCUGAAGAUUCUAACAAGGCUUUUGGAAGUGUCUGAUGACCCUCAAGUCUUAGCUGUGGCUGCACACGAUGUUGGUGAAUAUGUACGUCAUUACCCUCGGGGAAAGCGUGUAAUUGAGCAGCUUGGAGGCAAACAACUUGUUAUGAACCAUAUGCAUCAUGAAGAUCAGCAAGUACGGUACAAUGCUCUUUUGGCCGUACAGAAACUGAUGGUCCACAACUGGGAAUAUCUUGGAAAACAACUACAGUCAGAGCAACCCCCAACUGUUACCACAAGAAGCUGAAUUUUAACAAAACGUCUGCAAUCUGUGUUGGAAAGUGUGCUUUCUUUCUUUGUUUAUGAUAUCAGGAAUUGUUUCUCUGGAUGUGUUGAACUAAAGAUAUAAUAUAAUGUUAAUGGAUAGUGCUGUUUAUUUGUCGACAUGCUGCAUUUCUUUAAAAUGUAAUGUAUUUAGCAAAAUAGUUCAUAGAUCCUGAUGAAAUAAAAUGUCUUGCUGUAUUUGGCAGAAAUGCAUUGAGUAACCUGAGGACCUGUUGUUUGAAUUAGUUCACUGCUAUGAUUUCAGAAUGUUUUCAGUAAAAACUGCACUUCAUAGUGUCAGGUUAUCUGCUGUAUAUCAAUGUAUGGUGCUGUCUGUAUCUUGAUGAUUAUCACAGAUUUCAAUAUAGUGAAAUUAUUAAUCAA